Gopherus evgoodei (Goodes thornscrub tortoise) is the source of this 5937-nucleotide messenger RNA. It is a transcript of the gene E2F7, whose product is annotated as E2F transcription factor 7. Gene Ontology annotation, cellular component: RNA polymerase II transcription regulator complex. Gene Ontology annotation, molecular function: DNA-binding transcription factor activity, RNA polymerase II-specific; RNA polymerase II cis-regulatory region sequence-specific DNA binding. The transcript is spliced from 13 exons. Lineage: Eukaryota; Metazoa; Chordata; Testudines; Testudinidae. Bases 57 to 2951 code for a protein of 964 amino acids. Gene Ontology annotation, biological process: regulation of transcription by RNA polymerase II. The record is from RefSeq and is a predicted model, not a curated record.
UGGCGCUGCUGUGGGGGAGGCCGCGAGCGAGAGCCGGGAAGGGCUGGAUCCCCGAGAUGGAGGUAAGUUGCUUAACACUAAAAGACUUGAUCAGCCCAAGGCACACAAGAAUCGAUCUGGCGGCUGAAGAUGGGGAAAAUGCACAAAAGGAAAACAUAUUUGAUCAAUCCAGAAUGACCCCAAAGACUCCCAUGAAAAAUGAACCAAUUGAUUUAUCAAAGCAAAAGGGCUGCACCCCAGAAAGAAAUCCAAUUACACCUGUUAAGCUUGUUGACAGACCUCUGGCAGAUCCAUGGACCCCCACAGCUAACCUGAAGAUGCUUAUUAGUGCUGCUAGCCCUGACAUGAGGGACAGGGAAAAGAAGAAAGAGCUCUUUAGACCAAUCGAGAACAGUGAGCAGAAUGAUGCUUUUCCUGAUUCUGUACAGUAUGAUAUGGUAGAUGAUGGCACAGUGGAUGAAUUUGAAAAGCAGAGACCCAGCAGAAAACAGAAGAGCUUAGGACUCUUAUGCCAAAAGUUUCUAGCUCGCUACCCAAGUUACCCUUUGUCAGCAGAAAAAUCUACCAUUUCUUUGGAUGAAGUGGCUUCUAGUCUUGGAGUUGAGCGUCGGCGCAUCUAUGACAUAGUGAAUGUUCUGGAAUCGUUGCAUCUUGUUAGCCGUGUGGCCAAGAAUCAGUACUGUUGGCACGGACGACACAGCCUGAGUCAAACUCUAAAAAACCUUCAGGAAAUAGGAGAGCUCCAGAAGUAUGAAGAACAGAUGGCUUACAUCCAGCAUAAAGAGCAGGACCUUGAGUAUAAAUUUGGAGACUGUAAAAAGGAAACCUUUCUGGAUUCCCAAGACAGACAGUUACUUGACUGUUCGGAGGCAGAUUGCCCCUCUGCAGCUGCAAACAGCAGAAAGGACAAGUCAUUACGGAUUAUGAGCCAAAAGUUUGUCAUGCUGUUUCUUGUCUCCAAAACCAAGAUAGUCACUCUUGACAUAGCAGCAAAAAUACUGAUAGAAGAAAGCCAGGAUGCAGCAGAUCACAGCAAGUUUAAAACAAAGGUACGAAGACUGUAUGAUAUCGCCAACGUUCUGACCAGCUUAGGGCUCAUAAAGAAAGUGCAUGUCACAGAAGAAAGGGGUCGCAAACCAGCCUUCAAAUGGAUUGGGCCUGUGGAAUUCAGUGGAAAUAGUGCAAAGCUCCACGACGUGGCAGAAGCUACCAUGACAACAGGUGUCCUUCAGGUGAUAACUUUACAAAAACCAAUUCCUUUAGAUGAUCCGAAAACUGAUGUUCCAACAUCUGCUGCUUUACCAGACCUGAAAAGAGGGGCGUGUGCCCAACAUCAUACCUGUGCUAAUGGAAAACAGAGGUUCGCACGGCAUGCUUCAUUUAACACUGUUCAGCCUUCUGAAAGGAUCAAAAGGAAGGUCAGCUCUGAACCCAACAGCCCGCAUAGGGAGAGGCAAGCUUGCAUUGUCGGUUCAGAUGAAUACUGCUCCAAAAUGAUAAAUCUAGAAGCUGUCUGCAGACAGAAGAUGGAAAAGGAUACAAAGAGUAAAAUUUGUGCCACUGAAACAAUCUUAAAUUCAUCGAGGAACCCAGCUAUAAUCUCUCCUUUCUCUGUUCUUCCGGAUCCUGGGGACUCUGAUUUUUGCCUUAACCCCUUACCUCACCCAGUGUUUCCUGUUGCUCACUCAGACAUGUCAAACCUCUCUCUGCCAAAUGGUACGAAUGGCCAAGUUUUGCAGACUCCCAUUUUGGCAGCCUCCAAAACAGAGAAUGGGAAAACUGCUCUGCUCCCCAACCAGUCUUUUGUUUACCUCCCCUCUGCAUCUCUCGUCAUGCUGUGUGGCAGUCCUCAGGAAAGUCUGUCCAGGGAGAACCUUCCAACUACAGGAGAAAAGUGCAACAGAAGCCCUGAGGGACAGGCCUCACCCCUAAAGCCACAAGCUGCUGUAUUUGCUGUUAACUGUCACAAGCGUUCCCAGAAGUGUGUGUGUCUCCCCACACCUGCAGCCAGCAUAGAGCCAGCUGCUAAAAGGAAAACUAUGGAGCAGAGUGAUGUCCCCCUCUCAUUGGUGCUUCCCAAGAAACCUUUUGAGCCACCUGAUGUAGAAUAUUCCCGGGGAAGCAACUGUGCCUCUAAUGUGCAUCUAGGAGCUUUUCAUCUUGACUUAGGAACGCCUGCUGACGAGGCUGGAGAAGAGAAUACAACUAAACCUUUAGAUUCUCAGGAGCAGGAAAAGCAAUCUCAGAGCAGAGACCUUGAAGAUCCCUCACAGGGAAAAGAGCAAAUCUCUCAAGAAAAUACCAAACAGCCCUUCUUUCCACAGUAUCUCUAUGUGCAGCCAGCAGCAGGAUUAAGUGGUUUUAACUUCCUGUUUUCUGCAAACCAAAUCCCUGGUGCUGUUGGUCUGUCUGCAAGCCAGUUACCAUCUCUUAGUGUUCCCUGUGUGGUAGUGCCAUCUACAGCCGUGGCACCCUUCCCUCUUAUCUGUUCUCCAGCAAUCACCAAUCCACUUCCGUCUGCUCCUGCUGGCUCUUUUCCAAGUACUGCAUCCACAAAUUUCAGCAUGCCUGGUCUAACAUCAACAACACCUGUCUUUAUUGGCACCACAGCAAUGGUUACUCCAAAGACCUCCAAAAUACCUUCAGUGGAUCCACAGCAACCAGUACCUUCUGCUGUACAUUUGAGCCCUGUGCUUGGAAGAUCUUGCAACACGGUUAAACUGGAAUCCUCAGUUUGUACGGGGCCCCCAGUCACCCUUCUGAAACUACAACAGCCAUCAUCAGCCCCACUUACUCCGAAGAGCAUUCGUCCUACACAUCACGAGGCAUUUUUCAAAACUCCCGGCAGCCUUGGAGAUCCUAUUGCAUGGAAGAAAAAUGAAGGCAACCAGACCAGAAAUGCCAGUUCUGUUCAGAGAAGACUAGAAAUCUCAAGUAGUGGCAGUGACUAAUCCAGCUCAUUGCAAAGGUGUGGUCAUGUUGUAACAUGACUUCAUAAUUGUUACAAAAGAAACAGCUAUCGUCUAACAAGAGGAGCAUGUUAAAAUGUCAUCCCUCUUGUGUAUUUGCCCACUAGUUCUUUAACUUUCUCUUUCAUGAAUCAUCCCUAUCACUGAAAUAGCUUCAUUAAUUCCUUAUGUAAUACUAGUUAGGAUUCAGACUUUGUGUACGGUGCAGCAAUGUGAGCAUCAAAUUGCAUUUGUGGUUUUAAUUUGAAAAAUAUCAUAUUGCUGUGAGGAAAUGCAAACAGACUUACUGGAGUCUCAUGGAGCUUUUUGUUUGUUUGGGUGGUGGGUUUUUUGUUCUUUUUUUAAUGAGCUGUCUAGCACUUAUCUAGGGUGAGUGUUUUUUACAUGUCCUCUACUUACCCUGAAUAAAUCUGUGGUAAAAAACGAUAACCUCCUGCAGUUGUAGAAGCAGCUGCUUGCUGUGUUCCAAUCUGUCAAGUUCUGCCUCAGCAAUGCAGCCUCUUGUUAUUUAUUUUGUACAUUGGAAUGGGAUUUAGUGCAAAAUGUUUGCAGCUUCUAAAUAACAGAUUUUCUCAGGGUAUGACUACUUGAAUAUUGAUUGGUUGUUGUACAGUUUUCCCUGCACUUGUUUUACAAAAGCCUGAUAAACUUACAGUAUGGAUGAGUGUAUACAUAUGAAAAAUAUUAAGACCAAAAUAACUGUGAAUCUAACUUUUUUUGGUAGUUGUGUUAAUGAACUGUAUUAGUCCUUGUUUUGUGUCUUUUUACUGGGCAAAAAGUACAAGUUAAUUGACAAAUAGUCCAGAAGCUGGUUCCUAAAUAACAAUCUGACAAAUUAAUUUUGGGAAUAGUGAACCUCUGAAAUGUUGGUCUAGAAUCUCUAAGGCCAGAUUACACUGAUGAGCAGUUAAUCACAAGAAUAGAUCCAGUUUCCAAAGGGAAUACUUGUGUGCAUAACUGUUCACCAAUGACAGUAGGGGGUUUUGGUAAUGCUCAUUAGAAAUAAUAGUUAUCCAACUAUGUUUUAAUAUGGCUGGAGAUUAAGAACAAGGAUGGUCCCCCAUGAAUGGCAUAUUUGAAUACACGUGAAAAAUGGGAGGCUUUGUGUUUAGGCACUUACGUGGCUAAAUUGUAGAAAGAGGAUAUCCAUGAAUAGGAGUCAUGAAUUUGGGAAGAGAGCGAAGUAGUUAUCUUUAUUCUUGGAGGGAAAGUAAGAAUAAAGAAAGGGAUAUGUCACACUUAGCAUUCAGAGUCUUCAAACAGUGGAAAUAAUGUAAUGGUUAGUACUGAUUUGAGAUGUGUUUUCACAAACUUAAUCUACAAUUGUAUUUUUUCAGUCUUCUUUUUUAAUACUAUCAUGUUUUGAACUUUUAUCAAAAAUAUGGGUAGCCACAUCAGCUCUUCUUUCAUGUAGUAAGAAUGUUGUGUGUUUACUGGCAUUGCUCUCUGAGAGCAGACAGAGUCUAGUGUGCUACUUCGCUAGUUUUGAGAGUGAAGGAUGGUUUUUGUGGGGGGGAGUUAUAAUGAAAUGUGUCCUUACAAUAUGGAAUUUAAGAAUGAAUGUUAGUGGAGCUGAAGUGGGAGUACAGUGGCCUUAUGUUAGAAGUAGACCAAUAUCAGCCUUAUAAGGAGGGAGUAUUUUAAUCCCUCUUUUUAAAAAAAAAAAAAAAAAAACCAACUUGACAGGAGAAUGACAACAGAAAUUUUCAGGUGUGGGAAAGGGAAAUUUUAACAUUGGUAAAAUUUAAGUUUUAUUUUUUUACACUACAGUUUUACAAGUUUACAUGAUUGUAUUUUUUCUUACAGUCCCAAUUAUAAAUUGCUUUCCAAGGUGAAAUGAAGUCUGUAGCUAAAAUUAAUAUUGCCAAUCAUAUAUUACAGCUACUAUGCUGUGACUCUUCCUCAGCUACUAUGCGUCAGUACCUGUUUAGGCUUGAAACACUGCUAUUGUUCCAGAUUGUAUAGAGAGUCUACAUUAGACUCACAAUCUGUUUGCUCCUUUACUUGUGAGCAGCAUGUUAGUGAAAUGGCAGUCUGGAGGGAGGAGGAGUGAUUUAAAAUAUUAAGCCUUUUUACUCCACGGUUAAAUCAUCAUUGCAAAGCCCAUCUCAUUUUGUCAGCAAGGCUGUUCUGUUUCAUGAUUGACCUAACUAUGCUUAAAAAUACAGGGACAGAAGAUCUUCAGUUUCCAAUAUCUACUUCCACAUUUGACUUUUCAUUAAAACACUGGGCCUGAUUCUGAUCUCAUUUUCACCAAUAUCAAUCAGGCAUAACUCUACUGAAGUCAGUGGAGUUAGACCAAUUAUGGUGAGAACUGAAUCGGGCCUACCUAGCUUUUGUAAUAUACAGAGAGUGCAAGGGUUGCUAUGGGGCUUGGCGCUGUUGCAUUUAUGUCAAUGGCAAGACUCUCACCCAGGUAAACAGGAGCAGGAGCGAGACCACUGUGGAAUGUAAAAUAACCCAUCAAACCAUGCUACCUGCAGAAGAACUUGCAGCAUUUAGGCUGCUGCACUUGAUUUGGCAUAUUUCUGGUAGUCAAGGCAAUGGCAGUCUACACUUUCUCUUCCAGUGUCCAGUCAAACCAAUCAGCAAAACUGCGAAGGAGAAGCAGGAUUUCAAUUUGCACUGAGGAAAGUGCACGUACACGAUGUUGUGCAGGGUUUGUGAAACAUUUUUGUUCUGGUACAAGUGUUUGGGGGGUGGGGGGAUGUAUAAUUUAUAUACUUGAAUCUACAUACCAGGUUUACAUUUCUCAAUUUCUUUUGUAAAAGGUGCUAUUUCUGUAUUUAAAAAGCUGUAUUUUUAAUGUAAAGCUGCUUCCUCUUUUGUAUCAUUGCACUGCUAGUUUUAUAUAGAUAUUAAUUUUAUUGCUGCCUGUAACUGUUCUUCACUGGUUUAAACGUCACUUCCUCCUUUUCCUCCUAUCUAGUAAUGUUCUAUAACUGUACUACAAUCACACUGUUGUUGA